Temnothorax curvispinosus is the source of this 795-nucleotide messenger RNA. RefSeq names its product serine/threonine-protein phosphatase 4 catalytic subunit-like. The transcript is spliced from 4 exons. Gene Ontology annotation, biological process: double-strand break repair via homologous recombination; peptidyl-serine dephosphorylation. Gene Ontology annotation, cellular component: nucleus; cytoplasm. The record is from RefSeq and is a predicted model, not a curated record. NCBI's taxonomy places the organism in Eukaryota, Metazoa, Arthropoda, Insecta, Hymenoptera, Formicidae. Gene Ontology annotation, molecular function: protein serine/threonine phosphatase activity. The annotation marks the transcript as partial.
AUUGCAGUACAUUGUUCACUGUCGUUUCACUUCGAAGUCUUCGAACUCCGUGUUUAUGUUAAACAAUUUGGUGUGUACCGCGAGCGACUUGGGGCUCGAGCUCGAUUCGAGGCGAGUACGGCGAAUAAUUCCGCCAGUACAGGAGUCCCCGGUCGUGUUUUAUUAUUAAUAGAAAUAUUCGGCGACGAUUCGCUCGUCCAAUGUGUCGGUCACGGCGGUGAAACCCGAGGCCGACGAACGACGACGACGAGGACGAGGACAAUCCUUCCUCCACGAUUUACGGCUCUUCUACGGGUCCUAAAGCACCAGGAGUCGAGCACCGCGAGGUCUCGUGCGAGGAGUCGUUGACAACGGCUGCGCUCUACGGCGGGGAACCUCGAUCGCGGUUUAGGCUUCGCACCAUCGUACGAUGGCCGAUUCUAGCGACUUGGAUCGGCAAAUCGAGCAGCUGAAGAAGUGCGAGAUCAUCAAGGAGGCCGAGGUCAAGGCCCUGUGCGCGAAGGCGCGUGAAAUCCUGAUCGAGGAGAGCAAUGUACAGCGCGUUGACUCACCUGUGACAGUUUGUGGAGAUAUCCAUGGACAGUUUUAUGAUUUGAAGGAGCUAUUCAAAGUAGGUGGAGAUGUGCCAGAAACGAAUUACCUUUUUAUGGGAGAUUUUGUAGACCGAGGUUUUUAUAGCGUCGAAACGUUUCUUCUUCUACUUGCGUUAAAGGUCCGUUACCCCGACAGAAUCACGCUGAUAAGAGGAAAUCACGAAUCACGACAGAUAACGCAAGUUUAUGGCUUUUAUGACGA